AUGGAAUAUGAACCAUAUCUCAUCUUACAUCUUGAUAGACAGAGGGCGUUCCGGGCCUUCGAAUUCGGGAAUGCUCAUCACGGACAGGGCCCCGAUUCGGAUCGUGACAGUUUGCUUUUGGAAGUUUCCCUCCAAUGUAAGCAAAACAAGCAAUGGAGUUGGAUUGUUUGGAUGAAGAGGAUAGCCGAGAUGAGAGAGGUUGCAAAGAUUGUGAGAUUUGGAUCAGUGACACCAAUUUCCGGAGCAGAUUUUGUGCUGGAGGUUUCCCAAGCUCCAGAAGACGUAUGGGUGGUUGUGCUUUUGUAUAAGGAUGGGUACUCAGACUGCCAGAUACUUUUGCAGUGCUUAGAUGAAUUGGUCACAAAAUACCCUGCAACAAAAUUUGUCAAAAUUAUCUCUACCGAUUGCAUUCAGAACUAUCCAGAUUGUAAUCUUCCAACUGUUUUGGUAUACCACAAUGGUGCAUUGAAGUCGAAUUAUGUUGGAGUUCACAGCUUUGGUCGGAGAUGCACACCUGAAGGCAUUACAUUGACACUCUGCCAAUCAGAUCCUGUUCUAAACGAUGGGCGUAGCAAGAAAGAACAGUCCCGAGAAGCUGUGCUGGAAAGAGUAAGGGAAAGGUUUCUCGAGAAGGUUGUGGAAAGAGUGAGUAGUUCUGAAAUUAUGUUUGCAUCUUUUGCCGGUUUUGAUGAAAUAUGA
This is a messenger RNA of Capsicum annuum, 699 nucleotides long. RefSeq names its product viral IAP-associated factor homolog. The record is from RefSeq and is a predicted model, not a curated record. Gene Ontology annotation, biological process: protein folding. The transcript is spliced from 5 exons. Lineage: Eukaryota; Viridiplantae; Streptophyta; Magnoliopsida; Solanales; Solanaceae. The coding region runs from base 1 to 699 and encodes 232 amino acids. Gene Ontology annotation, cellular component: cytoplasm.